CUUCACCAAUCGACGACAGAAAAGUCGAUCAGACAGGACGCUCAGUCGCACGCUGCAGUUGAUCUGUGUGUGUUUGUUUUCGUAAUAUUUAGCUAAAUAUUAAUAAUAUUGUAAAUAAAAUGAGUUCCAGACGAGCUCUGCAUUUUGUUUUCAAAGUUGGCGACAGAAACAAAACAGCGCGGUUUUACAGAGACGUUCUGGGCAUGAAGAUUUUACGUCAUGAAGAGUUUGAAGAAGGCUGUAAAGCGACGUGUAACGGACCUUAUGAUGGCAGGUGGAGUAAAACCAUGGUUGGAUUUGGAGCAGAAGAAGAUCAUUUUGUUGCUGAACUCACCUACAAUUAUGGAGUUGGAGAAUAUCAGCUCGGCAACGACUUUUUGGGCCUCACUCUGCAGUCGAGUGCAGCCAUCAGCAACGCUAAACGACUGGGAUGGCCACUCACUGAAGUGGCAGAAGCUCUGUAUGUGACCAAAGCUCCAGGAGGUUACGACUUCUACCUCAUCGACAAAGAGCAGCCAACACACGACCCUGUGCUGAAGGUUUGUCUGGGAGUGUCAGAUCUUCAGAGGUCAACGCGUUACUGGACAACACUUCUGGGAAUGAAGGUGAUGAAGACGAACGAGGAGAAGAAAACGGUCCUCAUGGCUUUCGCCGACACUCAAUGUAAACUGGAGCUUCAAGACAUCGGUGGAACAGUGGAUCAUGGAACAGCGUUUGGAAGAAUCGCAUUUUCAUGCCCACGAGAGCAACUGCCUGACAUCGAAGCCUUGAUGAAAAAAGAAAAUCAGAAAAUCCUCACUCCAUUAGUCAGCCUGGACACACCUGGAAAAGCCACUGUAGAGGUGGUUAUCUUAGCUGAUCCAGACGAUCAUGAGAUUUGUUUUGUGGGAGACGAAGCGUUUGGACAGCUGUCUGUGAUGGAUCCGAAAGGAAAUGACUUACUGGACAAGGCUAUGGCUGAAGAUAAAAGUGAUGAGUGGUUUGCCAAACACAACAGACAGAAAGCUGCUGCAUGAGAUGAUGAUGCUGCGUCACUCUCGUCUCACUGGCUCAUAUUACGAUGAUGAUGGUGAUGGUGAUGAUGAUGCUGCGUCACAAGGCUCUUCUGUUCAUGUCACUGAGAGAUUAUGUUGCAUUAACUGCAUUUUUCACUAAAAUAAACAUUCCCUCAAUCAAAAAACAAUACAGUAUUUAGCUGCUGUUGUUGCACUGACCAGGUAGUUCAGUUUAAAUGUGAUUUAAAAACAAUUCUUAACAAAAAUGUUCUAUUUAAACUAAUAUAAUAAAUGUCUUGACUGUAACAUUGAUACUAACUGUGUAUCUGUAGUGUUUAAGGGUCUAAGACUUUCAUGCAGCUGCAAUAUUUCAGUCAUGUAAGUGAAAAACACUAGAAUGUCUCUCCUCUGUUUGAAAUAAAACUCUGCCUCUGAUAUUUUCUCUGA
Solea senegalensis (Senegalese sole) is the source of this 1442-nucleotide messenger RNA. RefSeq names its product glyoxalase domain containing 4 (gene glod4). Lineage: Eukaryota; Metazoa; Chordata; Actinopteri; Pleuronectiformes; Soleidae. The coding region runs from base 120 to 1016 and encodes 298 amino acids. The transcript has 9 exons. The record is from RefSeq and is a predicted model, not a curated record.